UUGACUGCCAUUUGUUUUGUUUCACAGCUGUGAUUUAGUAAGCAGUUUAUAAAUCUUGAUUUUAUCUAAGUUGAAGCUUGAGAAUCCUACAGUGAGCGGACAAAACACAACAUCAAACACACAUUUUACAAGUUUGGUUUAUAUGUACAGUAAGAUCUGAGGCAGCUCGAUCAUUGUAACGUUGUGGCAAAUAUCGCGUGUGUUUGAGUCAGUGUUGGUGAGGUCCGAGUUGACACCAAUCCGUAUGUUCCUCUUUGGAAAUGCUCAUUUUUCUGUUUGCCACAUUUUUGAGACCUGUCGCCACAUUGCAUGAUUUUUCAGUGUUUUCGACUGAUCAGCUGGACGGAUCUGCCUCUUUGUAACCUCUUCUGCACAAUGAAAAUUUGCAGAAAAUCACCUUACAUACUGCUGAAGUUGAUUCACAUCACAUUAUUCCCAGCUCUUGAGGCACAAAAAGUCGAAACCUGGCAUGAAGUGACUGGAUACGUUGAGCGUGAUGUCACCCUGCCAUGCCCGUUCAUCGAACGACCAGACAUACACAUUACACAGUUUGAGUGGAACCUCAACCCUCCAGAAGGAGAGAAAAUCACCAUUAUUGUUUCUAGUAGCCAAUAUGGAGUGGUUACUCAUAAUACUUCUCUGAAGGAGAGAGUGGAGCUUACAGGACAAUCUCUGAUCAUUAAAAAUGUGAAAAAGACAGAUGCAGGGUCAUACAUCUGCAGUGUUUCAACCUUCCCCAGUGGUGCAUUUGAAGGAACCAUCAAACUUUUUGUUCAAGAACAGAUGCCGUUAUCAUCAGGAGUCAUUGCUGCAGUAGUGAUCGCCAUCAUGCUGCUGCUAGUGAUCAUGGCGGCCACAGUUUACCACAUCUCCAUGAGAAGAUGUAACUCUGUGGUCAGGAACCGUGUCUACAUUGAUAAAGAUGGUCCUGUGAUUGAUGUGGCCAGGCUAUCAGUCAUCAGGAGAGAUGAGGAUGUGGUCUACUCUGAUAUCAAGUUCAAAUCAUCUAGAGAGGUCACUCCUUUAUCCAAUGACAAGCACACUGAGACCAUGCAUGCUGAUGAUGUCACAUACUCUGAGGUCGUAAUUUUGUGUCAGCAGCCCAAAUGAGAUGAGGAGAUGUACGUUAAAGUGAUGAUGAUGUUCCCUUUCUCACACCUGUUGAUCGCAAAAAAAAAAAAAUCAUCAAUCUUAAAGCUGCUCUAAAUUCCAUUUACCAUCUUUUUGGUAUCAUUUAGUGAAAUGUGUAUCACAUCCUGACACCUAUCAAUGAAUCAAUAGGCCUCCUGCAAAAAGCACUUGUAUGAACAGAUUUGUUCAUAAGAUGCAUGUACGAGUGAUUUAAGAACAUUUGUGACAUUCAUCAAUUUUCUCCGAAGUACGAACAAAGUUUAUGAGUGAUUAUGCCAAUGAUCACAUCUCAGGAACACGCACCUCCUCAUGAACAGGUGGCAUUCAUCAGGCUGAAACAAACAAUUUACGACAAGUUCAGGCAGUUUAAGAGAGUUUGUUGAAUCUGACAUGGAACACACAUACAAGCAAACCUCACAGAAAAACAUAGGCAAAUUUUAGGAUAAAAAUACGAAAAUGUUUUGGCAUGAGGGCCAAUAGCUUCUAAAAUAAAACCUAACUUUUAUUCACGCUCCUAUAUACUGUAUUGUUUUUCCAUGGGCCUGGUCACAGCAGGGAAAAGAUAGAAAAUGUAAUGUUUAUCACAGAGUGAGUGAUGCUAUUCCUCAAUAAAAACAGGUCUACACAACAAGAUAUGGACACAUUUGAUGCUGUUUCUAGUUCUAACAGUUGUAAGGAGGAAUAGUACAAGCAGAAACAGUCACAUGAAGCUGUUAGAUGAAGAGAGCUCUUACUCCAGCACACCUCCAACAUGUCAUCAAGUUAAACUUGAUGCUUGCUUACAGAUCGCAGGAACUAUCUCUACCACUCUCUACCACUCAGAAAAAAUGUUUCUGCACCUGAAUGUAAGCCAACAAUCGGUAUCUCUUUCUGCAGGAGAUAGCAGUUAUGUAAUGGAGACAGAUAUAGUCUGUGACUAUGUGUGGUUCCCAAGGUGUCACAUGACCUGCAAAUUUGAGUGCUGUCAGUACACCACAAACAAACCAGUACACAAAGUUCUCCUUUGCUAACAAUGAAAGGAGGAAGAUACAAAGACAUAAAAAUGUAAGAAGCAUAGUCACAAGGGAACUAAACUCAGGAAUUCAAAGGUCAGUCAGCACUUGCAUGCCAUGUUAGUGAGUGACUUAAGUUACACCCAGAUUCUCCAUUUCUAUAAAAAAAAAAAAAGAACUGUCUAGAUUUAUAUUUUACUGUGAUUUUUCUCAACUAAAUUGGACAUGAAGGUUUUUCUAGUCAGUAUUUGCAUGUGAGCUUCAUUUAGGGUCAAAGAGUCAAAGAGGAAGGCUGGACUCUUUCAAAUUUUGAUUUAUUCUUUCCUGUGCCUUUUUCCUUAAACUUACCCACAACAGCUUUAAAACAAAAAUACAUACGGCAUAAUAUAAUAGAAACAAAAUGUAUUCUAAUAUACUAGUUGUACUGUAGUAGCCCGUGUAGUUUCCCUGCUAUGACUAUGUGCUGGAUUUGUUCAAGGAGAACCUGCUGCAGGUGAUUGAUCAGAAUUACGCAGAUGUCUUCAAUUUUAGGUCUUUUUUGUCAUUACCACAACCACAAUCCUUGUACAACAGUCUGAUGACUCAGUGGUUUUGAUGCAUGGUGGACUUCAGACUACUUUUUUGAGGAAAACCGUGGGCCAAGCUAGCUCAGCUCUGGUUAGCCCAAAGUCUGUGCCAUGUGAGGCAGAGUUCAGGUGGGGGGAGAGAAGGUGAGGGGGAACAUUAUGGUGAAAAUGUCACUGGUAGGGAGGGCCUUUUUGACAAAGCCUUUUAUCCUAGCCAGUCUGCUUUUGAUCUGUUAUGCAGAACAUCAGUCAGAGCUACUGUCAGAAAUCCUGUCUGUACACAGAUGUUGCAGUCUAAGCAGGCAUUGUGUGAGAAGGUGACAAAAUAUGGUUUGCAAAGUUUCGUACAAUGCACACCAUCUCUGAACAUUAGCAACAGUCACUAUCUAUCACCUGGUGGUUUCAUUGUGCAUUUCCUGACAGUGUCAUUUUGUGGGUGUGAAAUUACGCCUGCCACAUUCACUCUGCCCUGUCAGAAAAUGUGAGAACAAAAUCCGUUUGUCACUGUAUAAAAAUGUUAACUUAAGGGCUCAUAUUUAAUUCUUUUUAUUUUUUGAUUGUGUUGUGUGAAAGUCUGUGCUUAAGAAAUUUUAUUACAAUCGGUGUUUUUGUGCUUUUGGGUUAAUUCAGUCCUGUAGACAGAAAUGACAGUGCAGAGUUAUGUAAACUGUCCCCAUGUAUUCUGUAGAACACAACCCUUUCUGUCUGUUGUAUAAAUAAAGUUGCAU
Thunnus maccoyii (southern bluefin tuna) is the source of this 3417-nucleotide messenger RNA. RefSeq lists its product as uncharacterized. Gene Ontology annotation, biological process: heterophilic cell-cell adhesion; homophilic cell-cell adhesion. The record is from RefSeq and is a predicted model, not a curated record. Gene Ontology annotation, cellular component: adherens junction. Lineage: Eukaryota; Metazoa; Chordata; Actinopteri; Scombriformes; Scombridae. The coding region runs from base 310 to 1110 and encodes 266 amino acids. The transcript has 7 exons.